AUGAGAUUUAAUGCGUCUUUGAUUCACAGACUCAAAAAACACAAACCGCUUGAUAAAGUUCCUGAGUCGGUGCUGUGCUCGCCCGCAUUUGAGCGGCCCGCAAAAUGGUCUGGUCGACGGCGCGCGUUUGCCAAAAGAAUCCAGUCGUACGAAGACUUGUCCUCGAACGUGUUUGCGCAGAUCGCCAGCUCUCCCUGCAGAGCUAUCGUCCCAUCCCGUGUGGUUGUUCCCAGAGAUUUAUUUGUUAGAUUUGUCUGCGUGCAAAACGAGCUCACAGACUCGCAGUUUGACUCGGUGAUGGUUCCUGAUAUCAGACCGGCAGCCAAAAAAGACGAGCUCAUAAUGUACCUGCCCAACGACAAAACCUUUCUUGAGGCCUUUCAAAAAAUCGGCAAAAAACCAGACUUUGCUCUCACGCCGCCUUUCGUCACCUAUAAAGAGAAGGGAUAUCCAAAUGCCGGCUAUUUGGCUCAAAAUGCACAGGUUAUAGAACAAAUCACUCUGGAUACACUCAAGAAAGAGAUAGAAAACGUCCGCACCAAGACCCGCAUUGGUGACGACAACGGGGUCCAUCUGUCUUUUGCUCCAUCAAGGAACAUUGUCAAGUUCCACCCGCUCACGUUUCAUGUCAAUAUCCCCGAUCAGUCAAUAUUAGAAAGCCUUGCUACGCUCCCUAGUCCGCUCCCGGCCAACCACGACACAGCCAAGUUUCUUGCCUGUCUCUACAAAACGUUACUGUAUUUCGAAAGAAAUAACCAUGCAUCAUAA
Molecule: messenger RNA, 768 nt
Organism: Ogataea polymorpha
Lineage: Eukaryota; Fungi; Ascomycota; Pichiomycetes; Pichiales; Pichiaceae
Exons: 1
Coding region: 1-768 (255 amino acids)
Source: RefSeq, a predicted model, not a curated record